Symsagittifera roscoffensis is the source of this 5729-nucleotide messenger RNA. RefSeq lists its product as uncharacterized. The record is from RefSeq and is a predicted model, not a curated record. The coding region runs from base 26 to 4966 and encodes 1646 amino acids. The transcript has 8 exons. NCBI's taxonomy places the organism in Eukaryota, Metazoa, Xenacoelomorpha, Acoela, Convolutidae.
AAAUGCUUGAUAGCAAGUUUGAGUGAUGGCUUGCAGCAACUGUAGGAAGUGCGGUCCAUCUAGUUUGAAGGUUGACUCUCAUUUAUUUUGCGAUUCGCUGUGCUACUUGGAGUACCAAAGACGCCCUGAUGCGACAGUGACCCCGUGCAUCGCCUGUAAGAAGUGUUUUAGACUGCCUAGCAAUGCGACCGAACAGUUUCAGUAUCACAAAGUGUUUCUGUGCUCCAAGAAGUGCCUCUGCUUAUUUCGACAGUGCUUCAGGAGCUUCUGCAGAGGUUGCGGUGAGUUCUCCCCCUCCUCUCCUAAUAUAGGGGGACCUGGAGGUGACGAUCUGUGUUCUCCUGAGUGUAGAGAGAUGGUGUAUGGUCCAUGCGUUGCUUGUGGGUUCGGACAGAACGAAGGUCUCUCCCUGUACUCUCUGGCUCUUCCGGACGGCAGAUUGAAAAGAUGUUGCAUGAACCCGGAGUGUAUGACAGGCUUCGACCACUGUCUUAAUCAGAUGUGCUCCUACUGCUGCCAGGAACCGCCAGUGCCUGAGAGGAGGAUGAGGAUGGAAUUCGCAGACAAGAAAGUGCUGCUCUUUUGCAACGCAGAAUGCCUCCGAUCCUUCGUUCAAAGUCGUACGAAAGAAAAUGUACAGUAUGCUACGAAUGAAUUGGAAAUGCCUCCUAAUAGCUCCCUCAACAUGCAAAGCUGUCAGGCUAAUGAUAUGCAAUCAAAAUCAUUUGUGCCUUCUCAGUUUCCACAGAUGAGUAAUCGAGAUCUGAUUGUAUCAUCGAUUUACCCUUUCGGGAGUUCAGUCGCAUCAGCCACUGUAAGCUCUAACCAAAGACAGACGCCGCUUCAGCCUUUUUCUGCCCAAAACUUCCAUAAUCCAUUGCAGUCGUAUGGAAACCCUGUAGCAACUGCGCAAAGAACCAUGGACAGACCUGUUAUGACCGCGGGGCUUCUAAAUGGCAGUCGGGUUCCAAUCGCUUUGGAACAGCAUGGCCAGCAAAAGGGUGUUGAUAAUAGCUUAUUUCCUUCAAUGCCAGCUCUCGAAUCACUGAAUGCUGCUGCUGAUGGUAAAUGUGGCCAAACAGAUCGAGACAGUGACAGUGAUGAUGACAUUCAAGUGAUCACCGUUGACGUGAACUCGAACGAAACUCACAAGAGGGCUGUUCAGGCUCGGUGUCACCCUAGUGAUAACCACAUCAGCUUGAGUGCUUCUACUGUGAAGAAUACUUUGACUUCAAGCAGCAGCGAAAAGAAUGAAACCACAUCAAUGGCAACAUCCAAACAACUUUCGUCUCCCCUUGUGCAGCCUCAAGUGCCGAAUCAGGUGGAGCAUGAGAGAUGUAAAUCGACAUCCAAACCUACUCCUAGUUCUCUGCCAGUAAAAGAAAAUGAGAUGAAGACGAGUUUGUUCGUGGAAGAGGAGAAGUCGCUACCUGCUCGUGGUCCUGUUGCCCCUCUCGUGGACUUAGUAGAGGAAGAGGAAAUGGUGUCUCAACAUGAAGCCAACGGGGAAACAAACAAGCUGGAUGACACCCAUAACAAGAAAAGUGAGUCGUUGUCGCUGACUAAUGUUCCAGUCGUAAGUGAAUCAAAAACACAUGCUACUGUUGACCGAAACACUCCUAAUGACACUACAGAUACUCUUCCGCCGAAGUAUACCUGUAAUUUGAAACCUAUGACAUGCGAUGUUUCGACAGAAGCCGCAGCAACAUCUGUUAAUGUUCAAAGUGAACAGUGUGCUAGCCCAGCAAAGUCAGCACAAACAAGUGCAGUUGGCGACAGUGUAGAAAAAGAGGCCGAGGUGGUUGCUGCUACUCAAGGUGCGAUAGAUGAGAGAAGUAGUGAUGCGGGUGAUCUAAUCUGUGAAGCGUGUGGCUGCACGGUCACAUUUGAGACACACCCCACCUACUGUGCAAAGCAUAACAGUGAAAACAGUAGACUCGUCAUCUACUGCUCAAGGCAGUGUCGCUCAACAUAUGAGCAGCAGUGGGUGGAAAAGAAGCGCUGCAACAACUGCACUCAGCUGAAGCCAGUGGGUCAGGAGGUGCGAGUGGCAGGCAAGACAAGUAUCACCGUCUGCUCCUCACUCUGCUACGAACUGUACAAACAGAGAUACUUGUCCAACUGCGGUGUCACUCUGGCUAACUGUGCAUUCUGUGGUAAAUGUUUCCUCGACAAAGGCAAAGGCCAGUCUUCUGCCGCUGCGACUGUCAACAACGACGACGCACCUUGCACCUCUUCAAGAGACAGACAGCAGUUUUGUGCAGAAAAGUGCAAGAGUCAGUUCAAAAAGAGACUAAGAGACCAAAACAGAUGUGGCGCGUGCAUGAAGAGGUCAUCAACUCCACAUCAAAAUUCUAAGAAAUCCUACAGCUACGGUGGAGGAGAAGGCGUGGACAUAUUCUGGAAGGGGGAGCCGAAGCAUUUCUGCGACAGAAAGUGUCUCCUCAUAUUCUACCAGCAUGCCAACUCGAUCAACAUGUUCCCAGUUGAGAAUCCAACCAACCGGAAACGAACUGCUGAGAACAACUACAGCAGCACAGAGGCGCAAGAGAUAGCCUCCAAGUCGAAGAAGGUCUACAGAGACAGAGGGCAAAUACUUGCACCAUUUAAAACUGUGGUACGUCCUCGAAGACUGGCGACCCGAAAUGUUGGCUUGAUGUGUCAAGUACCCACUUGUGAAAAGAGUGUGCAGAAAGAACCAUCAGUGUCUCACAAAUCAACUGCAACAGAAGUACAAAACGAUUUAGGAAGAGAAACAGAUAAAAUUUUUGUUCCAGUGCCUAUGAUUGUGUUCGUGCCUAUUCCUAGUAACUACCUUUGUACGAAUCGAAGUAUACCUGAUAAUGGAAAAGGCAACGGAAAUUCUCCUGCAGAAAUAUCUGGGUCUCAAAAUCAGUGCAGUCGGAUUACUAAUAGUGGCAGUAGUGGAGCAACAGCUGAUCAAAGGCCUCGUUCACCCAGGUGCAGUGAGCCAAAAAAGAAAGCAAAUGGCAAUCGGCAACUGUGUCUGGCUGACCAGAUUAACUCAAUAGCUCAAGCAGUAGUAGAGAAAACCAGAAAAGAGUUGAAAUUGACAGAAGAAAGAAUGGUAAGCGAACUUCAGGAUGAAAAAUUGGCCGCUGCGAUUGCGUGUGCUUUUCAAACCGUGGACGGGACUAAAAGUGUUGAUGCAACAGGAGCGAAAACCAGAGAACUUCAGAGAUUUCAAACCAAACAAAUUCAGUCAGAAUCACACCUCACGCUCGCUAAAAUCAAAGCAAAGGCAGCCCUGGAAGCCAACAGUCGAACCAAAUCACCCAAAAAGAAGUCACUCAAAGAUGUCUUGAGUGCUAAAAAGCUGAAGAAAUUAAAAACGAUCCAAGAUACACCUUCGAAAAGUGAUGCUCGAAAGUGCGCUGAAAAGUUUAAAAUAAAAAAAGAGAAAUCUAAAGCAGAAGAUAAGAAAAUCAGAUCGUCAUCUAAGGAGAAUUCGACUGCUUCAAGUUUCACGGAUGAGUUCGUCAAUCCCAUCACAGCAGAAAAUUUGACCUUCAAUUUUUUCGAGGAUUUCGGAGAUUUAGCUCAAAGCGCAGUUUUGCCUCCGAAACUGAGAGUGAAACUUGAAUGCCUGAGGCAACUGUUCAGCUGUGGCAGUGACAUUGAGAAGGCGAUGAGAAGUUUCGGGAUUGGAGAUGGGAAAGAAAAGGAGGAAAAUGUCGAAGAAAUAAGGAGGGGUGGGAAUGGAUGCCUGAAUAGUGGUGCUAGUGGCAGCAGUGGUGUCAGUUUGACAGCAGACUCUCAUGACGACUCCAGCCACUGUAAUUCGAACUCUUCUGAUGAUGAAUCAAGUUCACUCGCCUCAAUCAGAAGCAUGCAGAAAGAGAAGAGGAGAGACACAAGCGAGGAAGCAGUGAUUCCCCAUACAACUCACAAAAGUAGAAGCCAAGUGGAAACGAGCAGAAUGAAUGAAACAAGUGGUCAGCACAAGAAGAAAAGAAGAGACUGUGCAAGCAAAGACAGGGUGGAACGCACUAAUGAUUUGCUGUGUUCUGGUGGGCAGCAUCAGCAGUCCUGUUCGUCUCUUUUUUCGGAUAAAUUUAUUGGUAGAGUGGGCGACUGUGUUGCGUAUGUUGUGGGACUCCUCUACAGUUUGCAUUAUGGGCAUCAGAAAGACUGGCACGUGUAUUCAAAGCAUCAGCCCCUUCAUCAUUGGCCCCACUCCACUUUAGACAAGGUGUUGAAGAAGUUGCUGUUGCUGCACUCUGAGAGUGAGAAUGGAAACGGGAGACUGCCUCUGCAGCUACCUCUGGAAAUUGUGCGACUGAAAGUGAUGGCCAUCGUGUUCAUUCAAGUCCACUUUUCUCGCCACUCUCUUUCAAACUCCAAUUGUCCUCUUUUCUUCAGUGAACUCAUGCCACUUCUUACGCAGACACUCAACUCCGCUUUCAAACAAGUGCCUUCACUUGAGUGGAAAAAGGCGGAAGAGAAGAGCGCCAAUCUAGAAGGACGUGGACACCUCGACAGACUCAUGUGGAUGAGCGGUCUCCUUGGGUAUGCGGACUCGCAUUGUCUGCAAUUUACAGUGCAUUAUCACAUCGUGAGAGAGUUUGGAAUCUACGACCUCGGAGAACACAAACUACUCACCAGGAGCCACUUUCUCAUGCAAGAGUCAGAUGUAGAUCAGACGAGACAGCUCAAGUUCAGAAACUCGGGAACUAUCAAGUACGACGACGAGGACACCCGCCUCAUCAAAGCGGCCGGAAACUCCAAAAUGUGUGGUCUGGUGGCAUGUGAGAAGUACAUGGACAAAAUGCCAGAAGUGAAACGUCCUUGUAUCUCCAUGUUCUACAGGGAACCCCACAGAACAGUGUCUUCAUACAGUAAGGAUCUUAUCUCAGACGACAAGAUAUGCGCCCAAACUCUAGAAUACUAUUUACGACUUACAGAGAUACUGCAAAGCAGUGCCAAGUUCUUUGACAGACUCUAAAACUGAUGCAGAUCUCAUCUUCUCACCAUCCCGUCCAGCCUAAAUUGUUGCUUGAAUUUUGAUCCAGUUAGAAACUGGAGUCGUGCUCAUAAACAAAUAAAACUACACAAUACUAAAUUUUGCUAACUUUUGUUAUCGGUUUUAUUUUUAGUUGAUAUUCUCGAUAUUUACUCGUCUUUCAUAUAUCUGUUUCCAUUGUUUUUUAUUUUUUUUUCGAUGAUUACUAAUGUAUUUCAUUAAUUUUGGGGUAAAAAGAAAAGGUGGCAGAUAUUGCUUUUUGUUGCUUUAUAUUUAUUACGCACUGUUUGUUUGAGUAGCGCGUUUAGAACAAUUCCCACCCAUUCAAUGGUCAUGAUUUUGGACAGUUACUUUUUAACGUAAUCUUGCCAAGUACUUCACUUCAGAGGAAGUCAGAAGCUGAAUGCUAGUUUUGCAGCAGCAAGUAGUCUGUCUUCGAUCCUGAAAUAUUGCGUGAAUCAUGGUAAUCAAUUUGCGUCCACCACUCGAUACUGAAUAUAUAGCAUAACCUGAAUAUAAUAAGUUUUGGAUUGGGAUUUUGGGGCAAGGCAAGCUGAUGAGCUGACGAGAAAGCCCAAUCUCUUUGUCGGAAAUUAAAUUGCUCUUUUUAAUGUAAUGUUAGAUUUAAUUUGCUCAUAUUCAGUUACACAAAUUUAUGUAAACCGCUUUGAUCUUAUAAUGUUGAAUUCGAAUUUCUAAUUUAUGUUUGAUAUACUGAAAACGUAGUAGAAUUUUUCUACAGUUA